Messenger RNA from Saprolegnia diclina VS20, 5300 nucleotides. RefSeq lists its product as hypothetical. The transcript has a single exon. The annotation marks the transcript as partial. The record is from RefSeq and is a predicted model, not a curated record. Lineage: Eukaryota; Oomycota; Saprolegniomycetes; Saprolegniales; Saprolegniaceae.
CGAUGCGUCACCUCGUCGCUGUCGCACCAAGCGAUGUAGCGCAAAGUACUGAAUCGGACAUGCCAUGUGAGGCGCGCUGGUACGACGCCGCCGGUCUUUUCUACGUCGGCUGCUCGGUCGCGCUGAGCUUUGCAAGCGUGUUCCUCGCCGAGCCGUACCUCCAAAGCGACUCGUUCUGGCCCGAAUUCCAGCCAAAAAACAUCUCGACCGUGCUCGCGGCCGUGUACAACCUCCAGCUCACGCUCACGAACGUCGCCAGCGGCAUCGAGCUCACGGACGCCGCGUUGGCGCUCUCGCCGCUCGACAUGGUUGGCAUCAACGCCGCGUACCCGCGGCGCAUCAUGUACGAAGAGCUCACGGACGUUGGCGAGGCUAUUGCCGGUUUGCGACGCGUCUCGGCCGGGAACGUGGCGUAUGUGAGUCCGCAGUAUUGCUGGGCCGACGUCGAUCGGCGCUGGGAAAUGGCGCACACGGCGCGACGUCAGCAGCGCUGUGACGAGUUCUGGACGGCCAACGGCGCCGUCCACUUGGAGACGGUGCUGCGCAACAUUGAUAUGCACGCGUGGCUGGCGCUUGCCGCGACGAGCUUUGAGCUGUACAUCGCCAACGGCAUGGCCGCGCUUCCAGGCGGCGCCGACUGGGUCGAUGCCACGCGCCGCCACGUACUCGUGUCGGUCCCCGAUGAAAUCGCAUUUUGGCAUGCGCACAAUCUGACGCAUUUUAAGCUCCAGUGGUCGAACCGCAACCAGAUCGGGAUCCAAGAGACAUUGAGCAUCGGGACGUCCGUCUUUGGCUCGCUAGGUACCUUGGCGAUCAAAUCGAUACCGGCAAGUGUCCGCAACGCACUCGUGACCUCCAACUACAUGAACAUGGCGCUGCAAUAUGACUUCAACGCGCUCGAGAGCACGAACUUGAGUCUGAUUCGGAGCGCGCCGGCCUUUUUCGAAGCCAACAAUGUCUCGCUCAUCGAGGCGUUUGCCGUCGGCCUUCCGCUCAGUCUUCUCUACGACGUUGUGCACCGUUCGAUCGGGUCGCUCGGUACUAUCGACCUGCUUUGGGUGCCUGUCCCGGCCACCUUGCGCAAGAGCGUCCAACGCUUCCGCGCCCACAUCCUCCAGAGUGUUCAGGCCGAUAUGGCACUCGCGACGAUCUUUGCCAGCAUCGACACGACGGUGCUGCACCCGACGCCGCCGCGCUGGAAUGACCCGGAUUUCAUUUUUUACGGUGGCAACCCCAUGUGCGGGUACGGCUCGGCGCUUCCGUACCCGCAAGAGUCGUGGGGGUUUAGCGACGCGUGCGCAAGCCAAAACCCAUUUUCAACGACGCUGACUAGCUUCAGUGGGCUCUUUGCCUAUACGAUGCUCGGUGGAUCCGUACAGCAACCAUGCGCGCUACUGCGCGACGCCCCACGCUGCGAGACGAUGCUGGACGCGAUCGCUGCCAGCUACGCGCGGCUCGCACCGUCCAACGACACGUUGUUACUACCCAAUGCGACCGACGAGCUUGCGCACCUCCUCUUUCUGCAGUAUGUCGCAACCACGAAUGCCAAUACGACAGUGUUCUUAGCGCAGCAACCGCUGCUCGCGGACGGCGCGUGGGCGUUCUUUGGCUGGGCCGCGCUCUACGACUGGGCGAUGAACAUGCGCACGGUGUUGCAAGUCGAAGGCGACGUCGACCGCUUUGACGUCAUGUCGUUCUACUAUCCGCCCGUACCAAGCCAGCUCGGUGCGUCGCUCGUUGUGAGCUGGGCCGCGUACUUGCGCAUAUGCAUGCUCGUGUCGAGCAGCCUCCUCGGCGGUGUCGCGCUGCUCAUCGCUGUCGUUCACGUGGUCUCGGGGCGGCCCGCGGGCAGUCACUGGUUUGUCUUCAACCGCAUCGCCUCCACCGUGUGGCUGAACCGAGGGCUGCUUCUGCUCCGGACGCUGGUCGCGCUCAUUUGCCUCUCAACCGCCCCCAUCGUUCCGACGACGACGAGCUACGACUGGGUGCACUUUUCGACGGCGCGACGCUCGGUGGUCGCCUCGUGCCUCCUCGCCGGCGAGACCACGUGGCUCACGUAUGUUUUGCACGAGCUCUUACAUCCGCUUGUCGGCAACCUCACGCCGCAUUAUGCGCCGCCGAGCUCGGUGCUGGCGUUUCUCCUUAUCGCAGGCCUCGACGUUGUGGGUUCGAUUCCGACAAGCGCGAGCAUUUCUCGGUCGUGCUACAGCGUCGAGAUGGACUAUAUGAUCUACUGCACCUCAGGGCACGCGUCAACUCGGUCGCUGGCGUGGUCGGCCGCCAUUCUCGGUCUCAACAUCAUUUCCGUCGGUGUAUGUCUGCUGCUGGCGCAUGCGUACCAAAAGCCCGGCCCGGUCCUCGCGGUGAUACCCAACUUGCUCCUGCCACCGGCGGCGGUGGCGUUCCAUCGAUAUCCCCAGAGCGCGCCGACCGGUGUACGGCUCAACGACGCCACGCUCGCGCUCUGUGGCAUCUUGCACUUUUCCCGCCCCAGACUGCUCUUUGACACAAAGCUGUGGCUGCCCGUGCGCGCCGACGACGUGCGUCGCCACGUCGGGGCAGUCGAUCUUCCCCACUGCAUUGCGCUCUCGACCAAAGCAGCCGCGUCGCCACGCCGAGGUACGAUCACGUGGACGCGGCGUGUGCACCGCACGCUGCACAAGAUCACGCUCGUCGGCGGGUUCUCGUACUUGCUCUGCUCGCUCUACGGCAAUUACUUUUACUUGGGCGUCACCCAAGAGUAUUUGGCGAACGACUAUGGGUGGGUCGACUACAACGCGACGGGCGCGCGGUCGUUUGUGGCCAACCUCUUCAACGUGCAGCUCUUCCUCGCUACGAACAUGACGACAAGCCUCAUCCUUGACGCUCCCGAUAUGGGCGAUUGGCAGCAGUCGUACAACACGUCAGAGACAAAUGUGCUGUGGCCGGAUGCGAUGGCGCGCCGACAGCUCUACCAGCCAAACCCGCCGCUGGACGAGAUCAUCUUGGGCCUGCGGGCGAUGGAUCCGUGCAUGCUGCCGUGGAUGUUCACGCAGUACUGCUGGCUCGACUGGAGCCAAACGUGGCCAAUGGCAUCGACAGCCGCACGGCAAGCGCGCUGCGUAGCGCAUCGAUCGAACGGCGCGAGGUAUCUGGAGAGCGCGCUGCGCAACAUUCUCGACUGGGCCGUCUGGGACCGCUGCUGGGGCGAUGCGUUUGAGGUUGGAAUUGCGCGCGAUGUCGCCAGCACAAUGCAUGGCCAGAUGUGGCUCAAUGCGACCAUGCAAGCGCACUCGAUUUCGAUCGCCGACGAAACCAAAUUCUGGGCCGCGCAUGGCCUCACCACAUUUGUGUUGCAGUGGCAAAACUACAAGUCGGUCGGUCUCUUGGACUCGAUCCAGAUCCGCACGGCGCUGGGGGCAUCGUACCCCGUACGCCUCAGUGCGCGCGCAGGCUCAACGCACUUGAGUCAAGAAACGUCACGCAAAAUGUACUGGGCAUUUGCGAGCGACCUUUGGGCCGCCACGUGCAACUCCUCCGGCGUCGGUGGUUUGAGCCUCCUCGCCUCGAGCCCUCGCUUUGCCUACAGCAAUGUAUCCAGCGAGCACCUUCUCAUCUCGAACGGGUCGUUUCUGUCAGCGCCGCUCUCGGCCGGCUUGACCUCGCUCCGAGCCGCGGUCGGGCCCUUCAACGCAGUCGAUAUGACGUUCGUGCCCGUCCCCAACGCGCUCCUCAGCGUGUACACGGGCCUCGCCAACGCCCUCUCAGCGCUUUUGUAUCACAAUGCGUCGGCGCAAGCUGCCUUUUUCGAGCUCCGGGUCGCUGCUAGCAUGGGAGCGCUACCGGCGGCGUACGGUCACCGAUGGACGAUCGGGAGCAACCUCCUUUGCGGCGACGACGUCCCGCCCAAUGCAGUCGCAUUCGGCUGGAACACGUACUUUGGCAUGGCGAGCAUGUGCCAUUCAUACUACAAUGAGUACAUGUUUCCGACGCGGCUGCAGCUGCUCCUCGCCGUACUCUCAAGCCCCCCCACCAACUACGAAGCAGUGUGCGCGCUCGAUAUUUACGCAAGCAGUACGUGCGCUACGGACUAUCGUGCUAUUGCCGCCUUUGCAAUGACGUACAAUCUCUCGAUCCACGCGGCGAGCGUCGCUGCGGCCACCGCCGCAACGGUCGCCCCGUCCGUCGUGCUCUAUCUUCUCAACGCUAGCUUGGUCGAGCUCACUUCGAUUCCACUCCUUCAGGCGUCCGACAACGGCUGGAGUUUCUUUGGGUGGUGCUACUUGUACGAAUGGAUCGUCGGCCUACGAGAUGUGGUUGCGUUCGAGGGCGACCAUGGCGUGAUCACUGCGAUCUCGAGCCGGUCGCACCCGCUCGUCUUCGCACCAGAUGCAUCGGAGAUCCCGCACUCGCUCUCGUACCUCUUCCAGUGCUGCGUCCAGUACAUCACCACCGUCCUUCUCUGCGUCGCGGCAUGCGUCGCGCUCAGCACCAUCGCGCAGCGUGGACAUGUCGAGAGGCUCAACCUCUUUGAGCUCAACCGGAUCGUCGGCCACGUUUGGAUCGGCCGGCUCUUCCUCGUCGUCCGUGCGAUCACGGCCAUAUGGCUCCUCAACACGAGCACGCUCACGCUCCGUCGCAUCGGAUGCGGGACGUGGUUCUCGGUGCCGAGCUUGCCGUGGUACAAGCUGGUCGUUGCGAGCGCCGAGAGCACGUGGCUUGUCUACGUGCUCAACGACCUCUUGAGCUGCGUCACGGGCCCGUACACGUCCUACUAUGCGAUGAAGAGCUCGUUCCUUGCGUGGGUGGUUGUCGCCGUCUGGACCGCCGCGUCGCCGCAAGCGUACACUGCUCUCCUCGACCGCCACUGCGAGUUUGUCGAUAUGGACACAGCCCUACAUUGUGCGAGCGGCUACGUCGAGAUUGGCAACGCCUCGCGCGUCGGCCUCACGGCGCUCAUUUGCAUUGGUAGCGUCGUCGGGUGCUACAGCAUCGAGCGGCUGUAUCGACCGCGCCUCGUCGCCUUGGCGAUCCCGACCCAGCUCCUCAACGCCCAGAGCUUCUACAUGCUCGACAUGACCGACUGGGUCGUCCACGGCGAGUUUUUCCUCGACAAGACGUCGGCGUUCAUGGCCGGUGUCAUCGCGAUCGAGUGGCGACGACGCUUGUACGUCCUCGACAUCAAGUCGUGGCGGGGCUUCUCGAUCGGUGCCAUGGAGCUCGACCGACGGCUCACGUCCAACGGGACCCACGAACGCCUGAGCUGGGCGAUUCCGCUCAGUCGUAUUUAGUAGGAUGCAAUACCAACUAAACGACCUUGG